This is a messenger RNA of Meloidogyne enterolobii, 876 nucleotides long. Lineage: Eukaryota; Metazoa; Nematoda; Chromadorea; Rhabditida; Meloidogynidae. The record is from the annotation of a GenBank genome assembly.
AUGAAUGAGGCUACUUCAACCGGUGAUAAUAACCAGAACUUGAGCGUGAUCGACAUUUCAAUGGAUAGUUCUACUAGCGCGGAAUCUCCAAACUAUGCAGAAUUGAUAGAAAGAUUGAAGCGUCAAUUGCGUAUUUUGGAGAGCGAAAAUCUGGAAUUUCGAAGAUCAAUCCCUCAUCUGAAGGACUACAAAGGAGAAGACUGCACUAAAUUUGUCACUGGAAAAUUAAACGAGCUGGAGGAACAUAAAGGAAAAUAUAGAAGAGCAGUUGACGCAAUGGCGGAGCUUAACAAACAAUUUCAACAUUUCAAAGUUGAUGCGAAUGAGAGAGCUCAGAAGAGUGAAAAACAGCUUUAUGAGUUGAGGAAAAUUGCUGAUGCUCUUGAAAAUGAGAAUACCAUGUUGCGAGAUCAACUCGAAAACAUGGAUUCUAUCGUCAUUCUUCAACUUCAAAAGAAUGCUUUUUCAUCUGCCGAAAAUUUAAAUCGUUCAGCGGAAGAAGGACCAAGUCAUACUAAUAAUAUUAAGAAGGUUUUCUUUUCUCUUUUUUUUAGCAGCGCGUUGUAAUGCCAAACGCCUGACCAUACAAACAUAAUAUGUAUCUUCAUACCACUUGGAAGGGUGUCUGACUUUGCUAUUUAAAUAAUGCCCUGUUAUCAUGAAAUAUUGCCUUUUACAAUAGGCAUUAUUUAAUGCGCAGGGCUAUAACAAAAAUGCAAGACUAGUAAAGACAUAAUUUUAAUUUUAUAAAAAUUAUGCCAGAAAUGUCUUGACAUUUCAAAAAUAAUUUCCAUCAUAACAUUGUCAACAUAUUGUUGAUCGUCGUUGAUUUGAAGAUUUUGAGGCGUUUGGCAAGGGCGUAGCCAAGGGGGGGGG